Molecule: messenger RNA, 427 nt
Organism: Monopterus albus (swamp eel)
Lineage: Eukaryota; Metazoa; Chordata; Actinopteri; Synbranchiformes; Synbranchidae
Gene: tmem273
Product: transmembrane protein 273
Exons: 5
Coding region: 1-348 (115 amino acids)
Source: RefSeq, a predicted model, not a curated record
AUGAGAGCAUUUCAGAAGUUUGGGUAUCUGUCGGCUGUCAUCAGGGCUGCCCUCUUCACUGAGUUUCUGCUGAUGAGUGUGAGAGGAGAUGGAGCAGAUUCUGAAGAGAAACUAGACAUUAAGUAUGCUUUGAUCGGAGCUGGGAUCGGUCUAUUUUUAGCUGCUGUUUUGCUUCUCGUCAAGUUCUGCAUCAUCAGGAAGCAUGUGUGGGAUAACAGCACAGAUGGCAGCAUGAAGCGACCUUCAACGCCAGAGCCUCACGUGCUUGCUCUGAGCCAUCUCACCCAAUCAGAGGAUCUGGUGUCACCUCGCCCAGUGACGAGCAGUGUUGAAGGUCAGGCAGAGUGAUCUGUAGGAUAAUGUGAACCCUUCAAAAGUGGCAUCUGGGCGAAAGCACAACCAAGCACAAAUAUCCACCACAGAACUG